AUGGCUCACGGGGUACCGGCGGCGAACACGACGGAGCGCAUCUCUGGGGUGGAAGAGGAGGUAGAGGCGAUCAGAGAGAACGUAUGGUUGAUGGGAGCAAUGGUGGAUCACGUACCUCAGCUUCAGGAGGACGUGGUGGCUUUGGGAAUCCAGAUCGGCGGCGUACAGGGUUCCCUUCUCCGACUAGAGGCUAUGAUGGGCCGCCAUCUCGAGGCUCAACCGCCGAAUCCUCAGCGGCGGGAACCAGUACGGGACCGAGACCGACGGUUGCAGAACGAGUCGCCGGAACGGGUUCGCGGCCGAAAUGAUCACCGGGGACGACGACUAGAGUUGCCGAUAUUCCAGGGGGACGACCCAUACGGGUGGAUGUUCCGCGCAGAACGCUACUUCGCCAUUAACGGAGUAGAGGAAGGAGAGAAAGUAAUGGCAGCCUCGGAACCGUUCGCCGGUUGUCGCGACUUGAAAACCACUAUCCUCCACCGCUUCAGCCGUACCAAGGACGGCGACCCGACGGAGAGGCUGAUGGCGCUGCGGCAGGACAGUACGGUGGCUGACUACCGCGAUCGCUUUGAGCCGUUGGCCGCAUCAAUGAGAGGUAUGCCUGAACCUAUUUUCCGUGGAGCCUUUCUUAAUGGGUUACGGGAGGAUGUGAGGGCUGAAGUGAAAUUGCAUCGGCCCAUUAACCUCCAAGAGGUAAUGGACCUGGCCCAACAGAUUGAGGAUAGGAAUGAGGCUGUAGAGAAACUUAGGAGAGGGAAGUUGGGCCGGGGAUGGAAGUAUGACGAUUCGGGUAAGGGAUCGGGCUUGAGUGAGAAGCCCAAUCCUGCUACGGGAUUCUCAGGGAACUCCCUUCAGUACAACUUAGGAAAAGAGUCGGUGCCCUUCCACCGACCUCGGACGUGGCCGCCACAACAGACUAGUACAGGAGAAGGGGGUGGGGCUAGCUUUAGGAGGCUCACCGAUGACGAGAUCCAGCGACGAAGAGCCAAGGGGUUGUGCUAUAGGUGCGAUGAGAAAUAUGGACCGGGACACCGCUGCAAGAAUCAGCAGUUGCAGGUGCUCCUGGUGUCGGAAGAGGAAGAGGAGAAGGUUGAAGAUUCCGUAGAGGCAGGGGAGCCACCCAUAGAAGAGGCUGAAGGGAUGGCGGGCAUCUCACUUAAUUCUCUAAUGGGAGUCUCGUCGGCCAACACCCUGAAGCUGAGGGGAACCAUCGGCAGCCGGGAGGUGAUGGUCUUGGUAGACAGUGGGGCUUCCCACAAUUUCCUGUCGCUUCGGGUUGUGAGGGAACUACAAAUUCCCCUCGCAACUACAGGCACCUAUAGAAUUCAGGUUGGUAAUGGUGCCUGUUUUAAACGGCAAGGAGUGUGUAAGGGGGUAGAACUCAAAAUUCAGGGGUACUCGAUUUUGGGGGAAUUCGUUCCGUUUGAACUGGGCUGUGCAAAGGUGGUUUUGGGGGUGGCGUGGUUACAAACUCUGGGGGAGGUCAGGGCCGAUUGGCAAAAGUUCACCCUGAAAUUCAAGUCCGAGGCAGGUUGGGUCUGUUUAGCUGGAGACCCAACACUGAAGCUGGAACCGGUGAGUUUGAAGACUUUAACCCGGACAUGCCACGGGGAUAUGGCAGGGGCGCUAUUAGAAAUACAUGCUAUCGAGGGGGCAGAUGUUCAAGGGUCCCGAGCCAAGGAACCGGAGGCAUUACAGGGGGUCUUAGCGAAGUUCUCUACUGUGUUUGAGACACCGUGUGGUCUACCACCAAACCGAGCACGGGAUCACCAGAUUGUUCUCAAACUAGGGGCGGAACCGCCUAACAUUCGGCCGUACCGGUACCCCCAAGUACAGAAGAAUGAGAUAGAGAAGCUCGUGGCUGAAAUGUUGGCGUCCGGGCUCACCGUUCCAGACAAAUUUCCAAUUCCCGUCAUUGAUGAGCUGUUGGACGAAUUACAUGGGGCGACAGUGUUUUCAAAAUUAGACUUGAGGGCGGGAUAUCAUCAAAUUCGAGUCAGGGAAUUUGAUGUGGAAAAGACUGCAUUCCGGACACACGAGGGGCACUAUGAAUUCUUGGUCAUGCCGUUCGGCUUGACAAACGCGCCGGCCACAUUUCAGCCGCUUAUGAAUAAGGGUGAGCAGUUGUUCGCGAACCGAAAAAAAUGCGCAUUCGGCCAGCACCGGUUAGAGUACUUGGGACAUGUGAUAUCGGCAGCCGGUGUGGCGGCUGAUCCGGCCAAAAUAGAAGCCGUGGUGGCUUGGCCCACACCCAAGAACGUCCGAGGAGUUAGGGGUUUUUUGGGGCUAGCUGGCUAUUACCGGCAAUUCGUUCGCAACUUCGGACAGCUGGCGAGGCCGAUGACCGAGCUCCUCAAACGAGGAGAGUACAAAUGGACCCCGGAGGCAGGGGCUGCGUUUAACGCCCUCAAGCAGGCCAUGACCACCCUGCCGGUCCUAGCAAUGCCGGAGUUCUCCAAGCUCUUCAUAGUGGAAACUGACGCCUCCGGAUCAGGUUUGGGGGCUGUGUUAAUGCAAGAGGGGAAGGCCCAUAGCCUUCUUCAGCAAAGAGUUAUCGGAAACAUCACGAUUCAGUACAAGCCGGGCGCUUCAAACAGGGUAGCGGAUGCACUGUCUAGGCGUGGUGAGGAUGAGACGGUGGGGCUCACAGCUCUGUCCAUACCGCAGCGGGUGAACUGGACGGAGAUUAGGCGGGAGCAGCGGCAAGAUGAGGAGUAG
Molecule: messenger RNA, 2718 nt
Organism: Morus notabilis
Lineage: Eukaryota; Viridiplantae; Streptophyta; Magnoliopsida; Rosales; Moraceae
Exons: 5
Coding region: 1-2718 (905 amino acids)
Source: RefSeq, a predicted model, not a curated record